GGGGAAAUAAGUCAUUCUUAGAAGCUUAAUGUUCUGCAUAGCUACAGAUUUCUCCAUCUCACUAAGGAGGAACGGUUUCCUAUUUGAUAUAGCUGAUGGUACCAUGCAAAAAUCAGAUCUUCGGAAAGAUGAGGAAACAAAAGUACAGGGGGUUAAGUUACUUGGCCAAUGUUAUACAGCUAGUAAGUGAUAGAACCGAAUCUGAAUCCAGGCAAGAUUGCUGCAGAAUCUUCAAAACAGAAGAGAGACAUCUAGGGAUAUUUGGUAAAAAAUACCCUUGAGCUUGCAAUAAGAUGGAGAAAUUAACAUACAGAGAAACUGACUUGUCAGAGGUCAGAGUAAGGUAUUGGUGGAUCCAGGGAUAAAUCCCAAACUUCUUAACUCCUUGACCAGUUUUAAGUCCAUUGACUAUGCAGCCUAGUGUGAUAGACUGGAAUGAUGUUAGGAAACACAAGUAUGGUCACCUUUCCGAGUCUGCAUCCCAAUAUCAAGAAGCUACUGACAUCCUGGAACUAGGUCAUUUUACCUGGGACAAAUACCUAAAAGAAACAUGUUCAGUCCCAGCGCCUGUCCAUUGCUUCAAGCAGUCCUACACACCUCCAAGCAACGAGUUCAAGAUCAGCAUGAAAUUGGAAGCACAGGACCCCAGAAAUACCACAUCCACGUGUAUUGCGACAGUAGUUGGACUGACAGGUGCCCGGCUCCGCCUUCGCCUUGAUGGCAGUGACAACAAGAAUGACUUCUGGCGGCUGGUUGACUCAUCUGAAAUCCAGCCUAUUGGGAACUGUGAGAAGAAUGGGGGUAUGCUGCAGCCCCCUCUGGGAUUUCGGCUGAAUGCCUCCUCUUGGCCCAUGUUCCUUUUGAAGACACUAAAUGGAGCAGAGAUGGCUCCCAUCAGGAUUUUCCACAAGGAACCACCCUCGCCUUCCCACAACUUCUUCAAAAUGGGAAUGAAGCUAGAAGCUGUGGACAGGAAGAACCCUCAUUUCAUUUGCCCAGCCACUAUUGGGGAGGUGCGGGGCUCAGAGGUGCUUGUCACUUUUGAUGGGUGGCGAGGGGCCUUUGACUACUGGUGCCGCUUCGACUCCCGGGACAUCUUCCCUGUGGGCUGGUGUUCCCUGACCGGAGACAACCUACAGCCACCUGGCACUAAAGUUGUGAUUCCAAAGAAUCCCUAUCCUGCAUCUGAUGUGAACACUGAGAAGCCCAGCAUCCACAGCAGCACCAAAACUAUCUUGGACCAUCAACCAGGGCAGAGGGGGCGUAAACCAGGAAAGAAGCGGGGCCGGACACCCAAGCCCCUAAUUCCCCACCCCAUCUCUACCCCAUCCAAGUCAGCUGAACCUUUGAAAUUCCCAAAGAAGAGGGGUCCCAAACCUGGCAGUAAGAGGAAACCUCGGACUUUGCUGAACCCACCACCCACCUCACCAACAACCAGCACCCCUGAACCGGACACCAGCACUGUACCCCAAGAUGCUGCCACCAUCCCCAGCUCAGCCAUGCAGGCCCCCACAGUUUGUAUUUACUUGAACAAGAAUGGCAGCACAGGCCCCCACUUAGAUAAGAAGAAGGUCCAGCUGCUUCCUGACCAUUUUGGGCCAGCCCGCGCCUCCGUGGUGUUGCAGCAGGCUGUCCAGGCUUGCAUCGACUGUGCUUAUCAUCAGAAAACCGUCUUCAGCUUCCUCAAACAGGGCCAUGGUGGUGAAGUGAUCUCAGGCAGUUCUUAUGGAAAUAGAACCCAAAAUGAGCAGAUCUCCCGGAGGAGGCCCAGCCAACUGAUGGAGCAGAUAGAGUUGUGUUCACAGUUGUUUUCACAACCGUGUUUGACCGCGAACAGCACACCCUCAACCUCCCGGCAGUCAACAGCAUCACCUACGUCCUCCGCUUCCUGGAGAAGCUCUGCCACAACCUUCGCAGUGACAAUCUGUUUGGCAGCCAACCCUUUACACAGACUCACUUGCCUCUCACCACCACCGAGUACAGCCACAGCCACAGCCACGACAGGUGAAAGCUUUGUCCUGGGGAAUAGUCUGACCCGGUCCUUGGAACCACACUCAGACUCCAUGGACUCCGCCUUGACUCCCACCAACCUUGUCAGCAGCUCCCAAAACCUUCGAACCCACGGGUACCGGCCUCUGCUUCCAUCUUGUGGCCUCCCACUGAGUCCUGCCUCGGCUGUGCGCAGGCUGUGCUCCAGGGGGCCAUCGGGACGUGCCAAGGAGAGUGGGGAUGCGUUACAAACCAGUCCCCACCCGUUAUGGCAGGUGCCCUCCUGUCCUGCAGGGUCGGACCGAUACCUGGAAAGCCGGGAUGCCUCGCGACUGAGUGGCCGGGACCCCUCCUCGUGGACAGUAGAGGAUGUGAUGCAGUUUGUCCGGGAAGCUGAUCCCCAGCUUGGACCCCACGCUGACCUCUUUCGCAAACACGAGAUCGACGGCAAGGCCCUGCUUCUGCUGCGCAGCGACAUGAUGAUGAAGUACAUGGGGCUGAAGCUGGGGCCCGCGCUCAAGCUCUCCUUCCACAUUGACCGGCUGAAGCAGGGCAAGUUCUGAACCGGGAGACACCGCCCAGACAACUGCGGGGUCCUCCGGAAGGGGUCGGCAUUCUUCUCCCCGGAAGGAGGGCCAACAGACUGCUCCGGGCGCCUCAGUGGGGCUCAGGGCCGCCUCAGGACUCCAGGAGGCUGUGUGGAGCCACCACUGCUCCCCCUCCUGCCAUGAUACGUCCUUCCAUGAAGGACUGAGGAGGGGGGAGUGUGGGGCCCAGGGCUGGCGCUGCUCUUGCCCUCAGCCCUGCCUCGGCUCUGAGGCCCCUCUGUAUUUAUUUCUCAAGCCCGCUGGCCUUUCAGCGGGCGUUUAGACUGAACACCUUCCGGGUGAUGGAGGAAGGGGCUGACCUCGGAGGCCCCAGAAGACGGGGCCCUGAAUUGACACUCGUGCCCAGUUCCCCUGCCACCUGCCGGGCCUGGUGUGGCACCCCAUUGCCCCACAGCUCCCGCCACCUCCUCACAAGAGCUCCAGACUCCAAACUCAUGGUGCAAACCUCUACCUUUUUUAAAAAAAGAUCUUUUCUUAUUGUUAAUUUAUUGUUUCUGGCACUCGGGCAAGCCCUCUGGUUCAUAAUUCUCCCGCUCCAGACACCGGGUUUCAGGAGGUGAGAGACUGCCCCGCCCCGGUCCCAGAGAGGCAUGGGCUCUUCUCAGACCACAUCACCCUGGAGCGCUUGCUCUGUGGGGUGGACAGAUCCCUCAGGCCUUGACCGUGUACCCCUCAGCUUGGGGAGAAGAGAGUGUCUGCCACCUUCCCCUCCGCCUCCAGGGGCCCUCUGCAGCCCCAGGCCUCGUCUGUGUGAAUGGGAGUCCCCCGCCCACACCCUCCCCCACACAGCUCCCUGCCCUGGCCAGAACUGCUGCCGAAGAAGGUCAGGCCCCCGGAUUUUAGGCCACAAAGCCCGUAAGGCAGAUGGGAGGGAAGGGUCUCCCGGCUGGAGUCUGGUUGUCCCCUCUCCAUUAUCCAGAUGCUUCCUUUGUGAGCAGGUCAGCUGCGCCCGCUGCCAUCUGGACUUCUUUUAUGUCAAUUUGUUUAUAAAUAAAAACCAAUAUAGA
This is a messenger RNA of Felis catus (domestic cat), 3604 nucleotides long. It is a transcript of the gene SCMH1, whose product is annotated as Scm polycomb group protein homolog 1. The record is from RefSeq and is a predicted model, not a curated record. Gene Ontology annotation, molecular function: protein binding. NCBI's taxonomy places the organism in Eukaryota, Metazoa, Chordata, Mammalia, Carnivora, Felidae. Gene Ontology annotation, cellular component: nucleus. Gene Ontology annotation, biological process: regulation of DNA-templated transcription. The transcript is spliced from 18 exons. Bases 411 to 2552 code for a protein of 713 amino acids.